GCUAUUUAAUAAAGAGCAAACAUUUUAUUGGCACACAUCAGCAGUUUACUUGAGAACUUUCUACUACCAGAAUAAGUGCGAACAAACAGCCAAAACAAUUUUCUCUUUCUGGGUGUAAACAGAUGAAGAUUCUUCUGCAGUCGGGUCAACUGACGACAUUUUUGUCAGAAACUGUUUCUGUUUUUUGUACAUCUGCUUGAUAUAUAUUUUAUUUUAAAGAAACUUUUGCACGAUUCAUAAGACGUGCACCGAAAUAUUUCGUACAAGUGACAAUUAAACAUCACCAUCAUUGAGGAAAAUAGCGGAGGGCCACCAGUGGCGGCACUGGUGGCAGACUCUAGUCAAAGAUCUUCUUUAGAAAUGUCUUCCAACGCUGAUUUUUUUGAUGACAACCAGGGGUUGGACAUUUGUAGAGUAUGUAGAUCAGAAGGUUUGCCCGAUAGACCUUUAUUUCAUCCAUGUAUUUGUACCGGAAGUAUCAAAUGGAUUCAUCAGGAAUGCUUAAUUCAAUGGAUGAGAUACAGCCGGAAGGAGUACUGUGAACUAUGCAGCUACAGAUUUUCAUUUACGCCUAUUUAUUCUCCUGAUAUGCCUCGUCGUCUUCCACUCCGAGAUGUUGUUAGUGGUCUUCUUACAAGUGUAGCUACUGCAGUGCAUUACUGGUUACACACCACAUUGGUUGUUUUGGCUUGGAUUGGAGUGGUUCCCAUAGCAGCAUGUCGUAUUUAUCGUGUGUUGUUCAGUGGGUCAAUCCAAUCUGUUUUGGAACUUUUAUCUGUGGAAAAUAUGGCACUUGACAUGUUGCACGGAGGCAUUGUUGUUACCUGUACCUUGCUUGCGUUUAUUGGUCUUGUUUGGCUGAGAGAACAAAUUCUACAUGGUGGGGCUCUGGAUUGGGUUGAGAAUCCCCCUGGUGGUGCUCAAGAUGUCAACAUUCCCCUUGUGCCUCAUGUUGUGCCUGGUAUUCCUGCUCCUGACAACAACAAUCAAAAUGCUAUGAAUGUACAGGAUGAUGCUGGUGAAGCGGAUCCAGUUGUGGACCCAGGCCCUGCAAAUCCUCCAGAAGCUCCUAUUGAGGGGGACUUUGGAGAAGUUGCUGCUGCUGGUGAUGGUGUCGCACCUGCUGGAGAAGCAGCUGCAGACGAAGCUAACUGGAACCCUAUUGAAUGGGAUAGGGCAGCUGAAGACCUCACAUGGGAGAGGCUUCUUGGCUUGGAUGGAUCCUUGGUAUUUUUGGAGCAUGUGUUUUGGGUUGUUUCUUUGAACACAUUAUUUAUUCUGCUCUUUGCAUACAUUCCGUAUCAUGUUGGUCAUGGAGCUGUGGUUGUUCUUGGCCUUCAUGAGUAUGCCAUGGCUGCUCACUUUGAAGGACUUGUCACUACUCUCUGUGGAUAUUGUGCAAUUGGAAUGAUAUUUGUCAUACUUCAAGGCCUAGCAUCAUUGUUUGGACUCAUUCGAACUAAGCGCUUCCUCAGGCUCUGCUACAUUGUUGUCAAGGUUUCUUUGUUGACUGUUGUGGAAUUAGGCAUUUUACCUUUGAUCUGUGGCUGGUGGCUUGACAUCUGCUCCCUUUCAAUGUUUGAUGCAACUCUAAAGGAUAGAGAAGCUAGUUUCCGCCUGGCACCUGGCACUGAUCUGUUCAUUCAUUGGCUGGUUGGCAUGGUUUAUGUGUACUAUUUUGCCUCUUUUAUUCUGUUAUUGCGGGAAGUAUUGCGACCUGGUGUCCUCUGGUUCCUUCGCAAUUUAAAUGACCCUGACUUUAGCCCUAUUCAGGAAAUGAUCCACCUUCCUAUUCUACGCCAUAUUCGUCGCCUUGUUGCGUCGGUUGUGAUAUUUGGAAUGGCAGUUUUGCUCAUGUUGUGGGUUCCAGUUCGUAUUUUACGAUGGGCAUGGCCUACAUUUUUACCAUACACCGUAGCUCUUCAUUCAGACACUCAAGUUAAUGAACUGUCGCUUGAGUUGUUGCUACUUCAGGUGAUUUUGCCUGCCUUGCUUGAACAGUCUCAUUCACGUAUCUGGCUUAAGUGGCUGGUUGGCCUCUGGUGUCGCUUCAUGGCCUGGUCACUAGACCUCCACAGUUACCUGCUAGGCGACGAAGAGCCUCCUUCUCAGGUGCCGCAGCCAGGGCAACAAGGGGCUCAGGCUGACGGUCAGCAGGCACCAGAGCAGCCCGAUGCCGACCCUGAGGACGCCGCAGCAGACGACGACGAGGCUGCUGCCGCCCCUGCGGUCCCCGUCGCCCCUGCGGUGCCCGCCGCCGCCGUCCCUGCCCCCGCGCCACCCCUGGCUGGUGCUGGCGGUGUCGGCCUGGGGGGCAUGGGCGGUGCUGGGGGCCUGGGCGCCGCCCACCACGCCCUGUUCCAGCCCCACGCCCCGACGGGCUACCGCCCGUACAAGCGCCCCUCGCUGUUCUGGGUGCGGCUGGUCGCGCUCGUCAUGGCCAUGGGGCUGUCCCUGGUGCUGGCCAGCCUCAUCGCCCUCACCGUGCCCGUGUGGGUGGGCCGCCGGGUCAUGAACCUGUGCCUGGUGGGCUCCGUGUCCCAGUCCAGCUCCUCGGGCCGAGUGCACGAGCUCUACACGGCGGCGUGCGGCAUGUACUUGUGUUGGCUUGGGGCGAGGGCCUUUGCGCUGAUGCUCAGCUGGCUCCCUCAGGGACGAGCUGCCAUGAUUGCGAGGGUGAAGCAGUGGUUUGUGUGGAGUGUAAGAGCAGCGGUUGCAUUCUCUGUAUUACUUGGCCUAGUACCUCUGCUCUUUGGUCUUCUUUUGGAACUAGUAGUUGUUGUACCGUUACGCGUGUCUCUAGAGCAGAGUGCUGUUCUCUUCAUGUGGCAAGACUGGGCCCUUGGUGUACUAUACACCAAAAUAGCAUGUGCCAUCGCAAUGAUGGGGCCAGAGUGGUUCCUCAGAAGAACAAUCGAAAGAGCUUACAGAGAUGGCAUUCGUAAUAUGGAUCUUCGUUUCAUCUUGAAUGACUUAGCUGCACCUCUUGUGUUUUUCUUUGGGCUAGCUUUGUCCAUUCCAUAUGCAACUGCUCAUGGGAUUGUGCCACUGUUUGUUCAGUCCCCGCAUAUGCGAAAUUUAAUUGCAAGGCGCAUCUAUCCUUUUGUUCUUCUGGUGGGGAUAGUUGCAGCUUUUGUCUGUUUCCAGAUACGACAAUUCCGGAAAUUGUAUAAUCAUAUUAAAGACAGCAAGUACUUAGUAGGCAGAAGACUUGUCAACUAUGACCCAAGACGACACAAAUCUACAUCAACAAAAGAUUGAAGGAUGUAUGUUAAUGCAUUGCAGAGCCUGCAACUAUUUAGUUAUAACUAAAUUUAAUGGUUUAAUUCAAUUGUCUUGUUACUCAACAUUAUAUCUUAAAAAGAUACUUUUGUUACAGAAAGAGAAAUGGUGUGUUCUCUUUCGUGUUCAUGUUGUAUUUUCUGAAGGCAUCAUAGAAAUCAAUCAACAGUUUCCACUUGGCAUCUCAUUGAGCUCUCACCAACUUGUUGCACAUAAACUGUCAGUAUUAAAGCAGCAGCUAAUUUGCUAUGUCAGUGCAGAAAGUAAUUGUCUAAUCAAGGUUACACUUUCUACUGUUUUCUUUUUUUUAUCAUGAUUUUGAAUCUCAAACAACUUGGUCUUAAACGUUUAACUGCUUGCUAAGGCCCAUCUUUUAUUUAACUUCUUCCUUGUAUCUGCAUUGCACAUACCUAGUUGCAUUGAGUAUAAUUUCUUAACACUUUCUAUGGUUCUAUUUGCAACACAAUGGUACAAACUUGUGUAUUUUGGAUGAUUUCUUUCAUAUUUGACGUCAAAAUGUUGACAGGCAGGUCUCGGUUGAAUUAAUACUGUAACAAGUUUGUGAUUAUAUGGAAAAGUUGCUUUAUUUUUCUAUAUUGGGCUUACAACCUCAAAAUUAUCAUUUGUGUUCAAUAAGUUCAGAACAUCACACAUAUUUUUUAAUCCUUUGCUUAAACUUAAAAGGUAAAUCAGCAUUUUGAGUUUUGAUGAUGUGUAAUAUAUUUCUAACAAUAAAUUAUGUAAAGGGGUACUGAAUUGAUGAUUCUUGGUUGAUAUGUCCACUUUAAAAAGCAAUAUGCAACCUUGAUUAUAAUCAUCAGAUGAGUCUGUGAUUUGAUGUUAGUAAAUGUGGCUUCUGCUUAUAUCCUGGAGAGGAGUAUAAUUUUAUUAACUAUUUGUAGUGCUUUUAGAUACAUGUUAUAGUUUGUGUUGAGGCAAGGCCUUUUUAAUCCAUGUUGACUGAAACCCUUUCUAUAUAUUUAUCGCACCAGAGUUGUUCAAGUAGUCACACAGUCUGAGGGAACUGAAGGGUUUAUGAUAUCCCUACAACUAUAUGUUUUCUGACAUUUCUAGAUUUACUAACUAAUAUUCUACUGUCUUCUCUCCUCUCCCAGGUUGAGCAUUUGGUCAUUUGGUUUAGUUUAAAAGAAAUUCCCUCGCUUGUUCUUGUUGAUUUGUAAUUGUUUUUCUUUUUACAUCUUGAGCUGUAUGUGAACUAGAAUUGGCGCUGGGUAACUACCAUAGUCAUGAAGCUUUGACUUGAGCUUUGGCAUGUUCAUAUAAUAUUACUAUAUCUUUUUUGAGCUGCAACAGCAAUGUCACUCUAGAAAGUCGAUUUGGGUACAUGUGUUAUGUGCAAGACAGAGCAACUUAAUGUUAGCUUGCACUAUUAUGUUACUGAGGUCCAAUUGAUUUUUAAUUAUUUUUUUGGUGGGAUCUUUUAAGUCCUUCACUAGCACUUUCUUCAAGUAUUUCUACAGCUGUCUGGCUAUAUUUAGAAUGAGUAACAACUUGAAAGUUUAAUGUCAGUGCCACCCUCCAUAGGAGAGUAUUGAAUUCUCUGGUGGUGGCGUAUCUCAGGAGCUUUGUGCCACAGAUUUUAUUUAUGUGAUAUGAACAGAUGCUUGCAUCAGACUUGUGCUGUAUUGUUGAUUCAGCAGUUUCCUCCUUUCUCAUUGUUUUGUCUGUUAGGUCUUUCUACGUGCACUUAGGUAGAUAAGGCGUAGACUUUUUCUUUUCCCAAUAUCUUGCACUUGUAGUUAACCAAAUUUAGAUUACAGAGAUAAAUUAGUAAUCUUUUUACUAGAGAAUUGCUUAUGUUGCAAGCUUAUCAAAUAUUUCUAUGUGUCAAAAAUAUAUAGCUUUAUUUCUCUAUUUUCUAUGAUAGGCCCAGAAGCUGAGACUGUUCAUGUUAUGCUGUGAUAAGGAAUUGUCAAAAUGGAAAGCCAUGCAUGUUGCGCAUUUUGCUUUGCUCUUCACCCCACUUAAAUGUCUAAAUGCCCUGGUGGUAAGAGUGUUUUGAAUAUUCUGUUUAAAUACUUCCCCAUUGUAAAAGAGCCAACCUAUCAGUUUGGAAUUUUUUUUCCCCCCACACUAAAACUUAAGAUAUGGGAGAUCCUUUCCUUUAGAUUUUUUGUACCACUUAGAGUCGGGACAAACCCAAAGGAGAGUUGCACAGGCCUUCUGAAAAACUUGGAUGGUUGUGUCUUCAUCUGGAAAAUCAAAGCUACCUUUUACAAAAAUUCAUAUCUAGUGAAACUCACAAUUUCGCUCUUAAAAAUUAUUUUGGGAAAGUGUACAAGUUGUUGAUUCAUGAACAGUUCAUGUUUUAUUUUUCUCACCAUCUUUAAAAAUAAGGUGUGUGUAUGUAUAAAUGGCUACAAACGAAUUUGUGAUUGAAAUAUUCUAGAUUAUAAGUAAUGAGAAGUGUGGAAGUCUUUUUGUUAGUCAUGUACAAUAUGUCGCUUAGUCAGUGAUUUUCCAUUAUUCCCUUCUCAAUGAUUGUUUUGUUUGUACAGUUCCCCCCCCCCCCCUUUAAUUGCAGUUGGCCUCUGAAGGCCAUGCACUUCUAUUCUAAGUUUAUAAUUUGUCUGUGUGACAAGUUCCGUUCAUGUGCAGAGCACAAACUUUGUGUGUCUUGUACUUGAAUUGCAUAAAAACGAAUCAGCGUCUCUUCAAGAAAAAUAAAAGUUCUGUUACAAAAACGAAAA
Frankliniella occidentalis (western flower thrips) is the source of this 5993-nucleotide messenger RNA. RefSeq names its product E3 ubiquitin-protein ligase MARCHF6. The transcript is spliced from 12 exons. NCBI's taxonomy places the organism in Eukaryota, Metazoa, Arthropoda, Insecta, Thysanoptera, Thripidae. Gene Ontology annotation, cellular component: endoplasmic reticulum membrane. Gene Ontology annotation, molecular function: zinc ion binding. The record is from RefSeq and is a predicted model, not a curated record. Bases 361 to 3261 code for a protein of 966 amino acids.